CGGAGAAACGAGAACAUCAGAUCGUCAGAUGAAUGCAACUUGUUAAAAAUAUACUAGCGUGUUAUGAGAUAGGAUCCGAGGCGUGAUCCGGUUUGGUUAUGUUAAUGCAAAUUUUGUCAUCAAUUAUGUGAAACGUUGGUCUAAGGUUUUGGCAAUGGACUUAUCAUCACGCAAUCGCAUAAUUUGGACGGUCGCGUGUGCAGCAAUUAUUAUAAUCUGAACUGACUGCUUCAUAAAUUCAAUUUGGUUAAAAAUUAUGCUUGUCCUGGAAUUGAGACCGUUUUAAAAUAUUCAGGGGUCUUUGAACCAAAGAGAAUGAAUGCAGACUGCGUUUUCAUUUAAGAAAUGACAAUUCGAUCUUGUCAAAACUGUUAUGAAAAUCUGAUAAGUUUGUAUGAAAUACAAUGGCCAAAAGGUUUACGAAGCCUGCCAUAAACUGGGUAGAACUUGAAAAGAGAGUUCCUCCAGAACAGAAAACUAAUUUCUUUGCUUUUAAAGGUAAAGUCGACUCGUACUUGCGAAGAGUACUGGCAAACCCGCCUGAGCCUCCGAAAAUAAACUGGGAUGAAUAUCAGAAAUCAGUACCAAUACCGGGGCUUGUUGACAAAUUCAAGAAAGAAUACGAAGCCUUCAAAGUGCCUUUUCCUCAGGACACGCUAACAUCAAAAGUUGAGGAACAGUGGAAAGAACUAGAACCCCAGAUCAAGGCCUUCUGUGCGAAUUUGCAAAAAGAAAUCGAAGCAUCGCAAAAAGAGUUGCAAAGAAUUAAAUCACUUCCAAAAUUCGAAGAGAUGACAAUGGAGAUGUUUUACGAGCUAUACCCUGAUCAAGCUCUCGAUCCGGUAAAUAAGCCUACAUUUUGGCCGCACACUCCCGAGGAACAAGGUGUGUCUCCUGAGAAAACUUCAACGAAAGGGGGACAUUGAUGGUGACAUUCAACAAACUAAAAUAAAAUUUACAUAAUUUCA
Molecule: messenger RNA, 968 nt
Organism: Bombyx mori (domestic silkworm)
Lineage: Eukaryota; Metazoa; Arthropoda; Insecta; Lepidoptera; Bombycidae
Product: ATP synthase subunit d, mitochondrial
Exons: 4
Coding region: 405-926 (173 amino acids)
Biological process (GO): proton motive force-driven ATP synthesis
Molecular function (GO): proton-transporting ATP synthase activity, rotational mechanism
Source: RefSeq, a predicted model, not a curated record